Molecule: messenger RNA, 2688 nt
Organism: Solea senegalensis (Senegalese sole)
Lineage: Eukaryota; Metazoa; Chordata; Actinopteri; Pleuronectiformes; Soleidae
Gene: chp1
Product: calcineurin-like EF-hand protein 1
Exons: 7
Coding region: 310-897 (195 amino acids)
Molecular function (GO): calcium ion binding
Source: RefSeq, a predicted model, not a curated record
CCACCUAUGCCAUAAAGUAGGAGGACAACUUGACCGAAACCUGUCCCUGCUCCAUGAAACCGCGACAGAGCAGAGGAAAACGUCUUUUAGGUCAUAGAAGCAGCUCUUUAAACCAUCUGGAGAAGCGAGAACAGCCGUGAUAGUCAGUCACGGUUUGCACAGCGUCGACCUUUAGCGUUUAAGUCUGGUAUUAGCUUGCUAGAUUAGCCUGUUUGCUAAAUUUAACAUAGCUCCGGGAUUCUCGAGAUUCUUCGGUUGCUAGUUUAGCAUUUUCGCUCGAUUUUAACCAACUGUCGCUAACUUUACAUCAUGGGAUCCAGGGCGUCCACGUUACUGCGAGAAGAGGAGAUUGAAGAAAUUAAGAAGGAAACGGGCUUCUCCCACAGUCAGAUAACUCGUCUGUACAGUCGCUUCACUAGUCUGGAUAAAGGUGAAAAUGGCACCCUUAGUCGAGAAGAUUUCCAGAGGAUCCCAGAGUUGGCCAUUAAUCCUCUGGGAGACCGAAUUAUCAAUGCGUUUUUCCCUGAAGGAGAGGACCAGGUAAACUUCAGAGGCUUCAUGAGAACCUUGGCUCACUUCAGACCAGUUGAGGACAAUGAGAAGAACAAGAAUCCCACCAACAGCGAGCCGCUCAACAGCAGGACAAACAAGCUGCUGUUUGCUUUCCGUCUGUAUGACCUGGACAGAGAUGACAAAAUCUCUCGGGAUGAGCUCCUGCAGGUGUUAAGAAUGAUGGUGGGAGUGAACAUUUCUGACGAACAGCUUGGCAGCAUUGCUGAUAGAACCAUCCAGGAGGCUGACACUAACGGAGAUAACUCCAUUUCCUUCAAUGAGUUCAUCAAGGUCUUGGAGAAGGUGGACGUGGAACAGAAAAUGAGCAUCCGCUUCCUGCAUUAAGUUUAUCUACUUUUCUUUUUUUUUUAAUUAUUACUCUUGAGUGGAGCUUCAACAUGCCAGUUGAUGACCUAUGGUACACAGCCUCGUCCUGCUCGUCAUCAGGCUUCUGCGGCCCACACUCUGUACACACUGUCAGACCAAGCAUUAGGUAGAUCGCUUCAUAGAUGUUGAGUUUCUGCUUUUGCACUGUUCUGUAAACAAAGGGAAACUCUGUGUGCCUUUGGUUGUUUUAUGCAAUAUCACAAUAUACUGGUAUUGAUGAAAGCUGUGACGUUAUGAAAAUAUAAUAACAUGGCAGUCCCUCGUACCUGAUAUUUCCAUGUAAAUCAGAGGUCUCAAACUCGCUGUCCGUGGGCCACAUGCGACUCCGCCAAUCAAUUCAUAUGAAGUUAUAAUCACUUAUUUUUGUUUCAUUUAUAGAUUCAUUUUGCGUCAUAAAAAUGUUUAUACUGAGUGAACUAGUUAUUGUUUCAUAUCAAAACAAACGACUUCUUUCACUUGAUUGGCCCCUUACUGACCAAACUGGACACUCAGUGGCCCCCAGGUCAUAUGAGUUUGAGACCCCUGCUGUAAAUAAUGAAACGUCUCUGAAAUUCUUUCUCAUUCUGUCUGGCUCACUCCAAUAUAGUAUUCAUCAGUUUUUUUUUUAGAUUAAUUUAUUUGCCAAAGGUAAAUAGAUUGCAGCAUCAUUUAAAAAAAAACUCUAGCUGUAAUUAUUGAAACUCUAAAGUUAUAACCAAAAUCACUGUAUUUUCUUUCCCUUCAUAAAUAGUGUUAUUUAUUAGAAAACCUAUGUAGAGUCACAUUUAGUAUGUCUGCUAAAUUAUGAUUUAUUGCAUAGUAUAAAUAAAUAAAUAAAUAAAUAAAGCUUUUUUGCUGGAAGGUCAUUCCUACAAAUCAAUGUAUGUUUUACUGCAGACAUUGUCUUAAUGUGUAAAAAUAUUCAAAGGUUUAAAGUGAGACGUGUGAGAGUCCACUUCAAAGCAGAGCCGUGUUUUUAAUGCUAACGUGAGCUUAUGACUCCUUUUUCUAGUUUGUCCCCUGAAGCAGGAACCGCUUCAGAGAAUAUUUUGUCUGUUUGUGUAUUUUACUCACUCAAGUGCCAUGGCUUUGUUUGUCCAUUUUAAUUUAUUAUCUCAACAGUAAAGCGAAACCAAAGGCCACGUUCGUGUCUUUCUGAUAUAGGUCAAUCCUUUUUUUUACUCCCAAUAGAUUUGCUGUUUCAAUUGUUGGGAGUAAAAUCAAAGUACAUUUUAAUCAGUAAAAGCCAGUGACAGCCUGGAGCCACAGAUCGUUUUGAUUAAUGUAUAUUAGGACCUGUGAUAAUCGGGUUAAAAAUAAAGCUUUUGUUAUUUCACUGCCGCUGUGGCUUAGUUUUAAAUAAUAGAUUUUUCCCACUAAGACUUGAUGCUCGAACAGUGUCACGUCCUGCCACUUCUGUUUGUAUGACCUGUCUCAAUGAGGCGAGAAAAAUGGACUGGCGACCUGUCCAGACUGUACUCGACCUUUCACCCUGUCAGCUGUGAUUAACGAGCCUCACGUGGAGGAUGACGCAAUAGACGAUGAAUGAAUGAGUGCAUGAAUGACCAGUUCUGUAUGAUAAAGGAGAAUCAAAAACAUUUCCUGUACAGGCUAGGGUACAUGAAGUGGGAGAGAUAAUGUCUGACCUUUUUAAUUUUUAAUAUGAGUUUGCACAUAACAGUUCAACCUUGUCACUAAUAACUAUGUAAUGUUGGUCUACCUAUGAAAGUGAACCAUGAGUUUGAUUUGAAUAAAAUGAGUGCCAUGUCA